AUGAGCGCCGGGGUGGGGAGAGGCGGGGAGGCGAGGAGGGAGGGCCGUGACAGUAACCGGACACCGAGCUCGGCCGCGGCUGCUGUCCGCUCACAAGACGCCAGCGGCCGGCGGUGGCUCGGCGGAGGCUCCGUCCGCUCCAAAUGGAGGAGGCGUUCUAAAAGGCGACCCCGGACGGACGGAACGACACGACCAAACUCCAAAUCUACAAUGAAGAAGAACAGAACAUGCGACGCGCGCACGGAACUUUCCGAGUUGAAAAUUGAGAAGGGAUCCAAGAACAUUGGCGAGCUCAAAGAAAAAACAUGUGAAGUAGUCUUGGAGAUGCUACCGCUGGACCACGAGCCGGAGUGGGCCGACAAAGGCGACAAGGCGGGCUGGCUGCGAAGGUUCUGCGGCAAAGGGUUGUUCCGGGAGAUCUGGAGAAACCGCUUCGUCGUCCUCAAAGAACAACAGCUGAUGCUGUGCGAGAAGGAGGGUCACGGAGCUCGCGAGGUUUUGGACCUCAGCCACUUCCACAGCUGCGACGAUGUCAAGAACCCGAAAAAGAAAAGUCGCAGCAAAAAGGAUCACAGCAAGUUUACGCUUCAAAAAUGCCGAUCCGCGCACGACAAGGUGGUCAACAUCAUGUUCCUGGCAGUGAGUCCCGAGGACAAAGAGUCGUGGAUCAACGUACUCAACGGCGCCAUCACCAAAGCCAAGAACAAAAUCCUCGAUCAGGUGACGACGGACGAGGCUCAGUUGCAUCACCCGACGCGAGGACGAGCCCGGAUCCGUCACGGCCGCCGCCCGCCCAGUCGAGGUCACCUUCUGGCCGUGGCUUCCUCGCCGGACGGGACCGUGACUUUGGAUCUGAUUCAGGAGGAAUACCCGGCGCUCGAAGAAACCCUCCCGGCCUCGGAGCGUCCUCCUUCCGCCUCUGACGGCACGCUCUUCGGCGGGAGCGCCCGAGCUUCCGGGAAGUCGCGGAGUCUCCCGCGCGACGGGGCGGCCGCGGCUUCCGACCUGGGAAAAGAAGAGGGGAAAUCCCAGAAGAAUCGCUGCGCCUCCAUGGACGAGAUUUGCGGCCGCUCCGACGAAGCCUCCUCGCCCGCCGGCCGCCUCCGACGCCUCGUCGGCGUCGAGACGGCGCGAACGGAGCGACUGCUGGCGGCCGCGCGGGAAUCGGGCGGCGGAACGCGGACAGCGGAGGAAAUGAGAGCGGAAGCCUCCGGCCUCCUGAAGGAGGCGCUGGAGGUCCUGGAGCAGGCUCGCCGAGUUCUGCGGGAGGUCCAGCAAUUCCGAGAACUCCACCGUCAAACGGAGCGAGAAGGAGAAAAUUCCCCGUCCUGA
This is a messenger RNA of Nerophis lumbriciformis (worm pipefish), 1332 nucleotides long. The record is from RefSeq and is a predicted model, not a curated record. NCBI's taxonomy places the organism in Eukaryota, Metazoa, Chordata, Actinopteri, Syngnathiformes, Syngnathidae.